Molecule: messenger RNA, 1159 nt
Organism: Ornithorhynchus anatinus (platypus)
Lineage: Eukaryota; Metazoa; Chordata; Mammalia; Monotremata; Ornithorhynchidae
Product: interleukin-1 receptor antagonist protein
Exons: 5
Coding region: 190-648 (152 amino acids)
Biological process (GO): negative regulation of interleukin-1-mediated signaling pathway; inflammatory response to antigenic stimulus
Molecular function (GO): interleukin-1 receptor binding; cytokine activity; interleukin-1 receptor antagonist activity
Source: RefSeq, a predicted model, not a curated record
UGCGACAGUGGUAGGGGGCGGAGAGGCCCAGAAGUGACAGCAGAGGGCUACUCUGCAUGGAAAUGUUGUUGUGUAUUUCCUGCCUCCGAAUACUGAAUCAGAUAGGUCGACUUGAGUUUGGGAAGUAGUCCAUCUUUAUAAGAAGGACGACAGUGGCCCAAUGAAACGGACGCGUUCCGGUUGACGAAGAUGCAGAGCAAGAGACCGGUCUACAGGAUAUGGGAUGUGAGCCAGAAAACCUUCUACCUCAGGAACAACCAGCUGGUGGCUGGUUACCUACAGGCCUCCAACAUGGCCCUGGAAGAGAAGAUUGACGUGGUGCCCAUCUCUCCAUUCAACAACACCAUGUUCAUGGGGAUCCAGGGUGGCAACCGCUGCCUGGCUUGCGUCAAGACCGGAGACCAGCCCGUGUUGCAACUGGAGGAAAUAAACAUCGCAGACCUGGCCAAGGCCGGGGACCAAGCGAAGCGUUUCGCCUUCAUCAAGUCUCACCCGGGGCCCACCUUCCGGUUCGAGUCAGCCGCCUACCCUGGCUGGUUCCUCUGCACCUCCCAGGAGGACCAGCCCGUGGGCCUCACCAGGAGGACCAGCCCGUGGGAUCACGCCCAGGAUCCCAUCACCACCGACUUCUAUUUUGAGAAGGACUAACCCCGGCUCAGCUCCUCCCCCACGCCUUGCGGCCCAGCUCCAGCUCGGGCCCAGCUCCAGCUCGGGCCCCUACUGAGCUCCGGGGUGCCCCCUCCCCAACCUGGCAAGGGCACCUCUGUCGCCGCCCCUCCGGGGCCUUAGGAUUGUGGCUGAAGCUCUCUCCCUACUCCAGACUUCUCCCAUUACAGGUCUCCCUCACUUCACCCUGGGCCUGUAUUCCACUCAAGUGAAGCAGUGCCAAGUGAAUCCCCUUGGGCACUGAAAAAUGGGGUUUGGGAGAUAUCGUGGGCCCACAUUCACCCAACUGAGCAUCUAGUCUGUCAGUUUGGUGCCCACUCCUGAGCCUACUGCUCCCAGGGGGCUGGUGAUGCCAGGAGGGUAUACAGUGUGGCAAGGGUUUGGAAAUCCCCAGAGGUAGGGCCAUUUCACUGGGCUGUUCUCGGCCUUUGCUGCCAUGACCGGGACCUACAGGAUUUUCUCCCAAUAAAACCUUGAGGUCCUUAGGACAGUG